UAAGCCCCGCCUCCUCCCAUGCCCCACCCCAAAGGAGGGCGGCUUCCCCUUGCGCCUGUCUGGGCAGGAGGAUAAAGGGGCUCAGAGGGUCCAGGACAGAGGCAGACAGACCUGGCAUGAUGCUGUGGCUGCUGGUCCUGACUCUCCCCUGUCUGGGGGGCUCCGUACCUGUGACCUCAGAUCCUGGCCCAGGGACUGAGCUGGUGGGCAUCGUGGGAGGACAUGAUGCUGCCGAUGGGAAGUGGCCGUGGCAGGUGGGCCUGUGGGUCAGGAAUCAAAUAAGUUCUGAGUGGAUUCUCAAUUGUGGGGGCUCCCUCAUCCAUCCCCAGUGGGUGCUGACCGCUGCCCACUGCAUUCCAGGGAGAAACCCAGUGACUCGGCACAUUAAGGUCCAACUAGGACGAGUUAGACCCUCAGACAGUGACAGUGUGCAGGUGGCCAGGAUCAUCCGCCACCCCAAGUACAGCCUUGGGCAGGGACCAGAAGGUGGGGCGGACGUGGCACUUCUCAAACUGGAGGCCCCCGUGCAACCAUCUAACCUCGUUGGGUUGAUCAGCCUCCCGCCAGCCUCCUCCUCAUUCCCCCCAGGCACACGGUGCUGGGUGACUGGCUGGGGCCACAUUGCUUCUGGAGUGCCGCUGCAGCCGCCUGAAAAUCUGCAGGAGGUGGAGGUCCCCAUGGUGGCGAAUGAGAUCUGUAGGCAGCAAUACCUCAGGAUCAACAAGUUUAUCCAGGACGACAUGCUGUGUGCUGGGAGCGAAGGCCGAGACUCCUGCCAGGGUGACUCUGGGGGCCCCUUGGUCUGUAAAUGGAAGGGUACCUGGGUCCAGGUAGGCGUGGUGAGUUUUGGGCACAAGUGCGGACUUCCCAACUUUCCUGGAGUCUACGCCCGAGUGACAUCCUUCUUGCCUUGGAUCCGCCGUCUUAUUCGUUCCUCUCCUUGA
Molecule: messenger RNA, 944 nt
Organism: Myotis lucifugus (little brown bat)
Lineage: Eukaryota; Metazoa; Chordata; Mammalia; Chiroptera; Vespertilionidae
Product: mastin-like
Exons: 6
Coding region: 117-944 (275 amino acids)
Biological process (GO): proteolysis
Molecular function (GO): serine-type endopeptidase activity
Source: RefSeq, a predicted model, not a curated record